This is a messenger RNA of Suillus paluster, 954 nucleotides long. RefSeq lists its product as uncharacterized. NCBI's taxonomy places the organism in Eukaryota, Fungi, Basidiomycota, Agaricomycetes, Boletales, Suillaceae. The coding region runs from base 1 to 954 and encodes 317 amino acids. The record is from RefSeq and is a predicted model, not a curated record. The transcript has 3 exons.
AUGAGGAACAUCUUGCUGCAGACGUGUGCUGCAGACGUGUUGGAGCCGCAAAGUGGUGAUGGUGAGAUUGACGCAGACAAGGAUGCCCAUGACAAGGAAGUUGUCUCAGCCGUUCAUCGGGAUGCUCUCAACACUGGCAAGGAAAUGGGACUGUUGAUAACUUCAGCCGAGCAACGUGAAGCACUCAGGCUAUUUCCAAAGGCGGGAAUACUUUUUUUCAUAAUAAAUUGUUCUAACCUUAUGCAACAGGUUGCGGGUCUUGCCAAAAGACUGCAUGACAGUGCCAAUCUUCAAGCUGCAUUCGAACGGAUCGUGACAAUCAAAGGUGGUGGUCCGUCCCAGAAAAAGACUUUGGAUCGACGAGUCCCAACACGUUGGAACUCGGAUUUCGCUUGCCUGAAGACUCAUAUGUCAUUUGAGAAGGAAAUCAAGCUAUUUACUAGCCAGGAAGCCAAUGGCUUGCAGAUAUAUGCUCUCACUGUGACGCAGUGGAAGCUUACAAAGCAGCUUAUUCCUGUGCUCGAGAUUUUUGAUGACUUGACCAAUCGUUUCUCGCAGGCUGAGGUGCCUCUUGUGCACGAGGUCAUUCCUAUGCUCGAACGUCUCGAACAUAUGAUGGUAAAAGUUUCACGUGAUACUGAACUAUCUGCUAUAGUUCGAGUCGCCGCACUUGCAGCACUGCAAGUCAUUGGGAAAUACUACACACUCACAGAUGACAACGAGGUCUAUCGCAUUGCAAUUAUAACGUGCCCUGAUAAAAAAAUGGAGUGGUUCACCAAGAACCGAGAUUGGCAUGAAGAAGAUAAAAUUGAAGCACGGCACAUCGCAACUCAACGCUGGUUGGAAACUUAUGCACCAACUGCUGCCGACCUUUUAUCAACUCAGUCAUCGAGUCGUCCACCAGCGGUAUGUACAGCAGCAGAGAAAAUUUUGCUUGCUCAUCGAUCUUACUAA